Psilocybe cubensis is the source of this 1872-nucleotide messenger RNA. RefSeq lists its product as uncharacterized. The transcript has a single exon. Bases 1 to 1872 code for a protein of 623 amino acids. NCBI's taxonomy places the organism in Eukaryota, Fungi, Basidiomycota, Agaricomycetes, Agaricales, Agrocybaceae. The record is from RefSeq and is a predicted model, not a curated record. Gene Ontology annotation, molecular function: protein binding.
AUGGGUCAGGCGGUCGAAGAAAACACGGUGUUGGAGCAUCCAGCACCCUCUAUUCUUAUAGAUGGCCGGAAGGAGAGUGUUCAACAGCACGCAAAAGCUGGCGAAGAUCAUCUCUUAUUUUUGCCGUCGGAGGUGUCAACGGUGGCCACGAGUCCAGCUUUGAAUCAACCCGCUUCGGAAGUCGGUUCUCAACCAGAAAACAAAGCCAAGAGAAAUGUGAACGAAAUUCGCAGGCGCCCAGAGAGGCAGGCGGUACAGGAACGCCCAACUUACGCGACAGGCAGGCCGUGGUCUGCCGACCCAAUUGCACGCGUAGUAAUACCCGACAAAAUCAAUCAUCUUCUCAGAAAUAUAGAAAAUGGAUUGAAGAAGGCCCAUGCUACGUAUCAGAGAUUAUUGAAGGAGAAAGAGCAGAGAAGACGUCUCGCACGCAAAUCCAUAACGACGCGAUCCUCCGGACAAACGACCGAAAGCUCCCCAGAGGCCGCAGACGAAUUGGCCGAGUUCGCGAACCUUCCGCCAUUAGAUAUUAUCACGCAUCUGCGCGAAAAUUUAGACACGCUUGGGACAUCGGAUUCGGUGGACGAUUCGUGGGCGUCAUACACAUAUCUCCUAGACACCAUUUCCUGCCACCCUAUAAUCUACAACAGGAUCAAAUGCAUUCCCUAUUCUCAUUUACACCGCUUUGUUCGUCUACUAUCCCGCAACCGGCCCCGGACGCACCUUCAAUACCUCCGCCUUUUGUCAGUGAUGACAUACAUAAUCCAUGUCGGUGGGACGCUUAAGCAGCCCGAAUGGAACGCGCUCAUCGACCACAUUGGGGCGGGCCGUCGCACGACUGUCGCAGAGGACAUGCAAAAGGCGCUUGCCGCAUUCAAAAGCAUCAGCGCGGGGCGCCUACCUGGUUCUUCCGACUUUGAGAUAUAUGAUGCAAUCCCACCCUCACAGUUCUCGUUUGAGCCGGAUGUGUAUACCAUGACAAUCCUCCUUUCGCUUGCUGCGCGAGCUCAUGAUUCUGGGACGCUCAAGCAAAUCUCGAACGCGAUGGUCCAGACAGGUAUUAUGCCAAACAGAAUUACGCAUCUAUCCCUUUUGCGUUAUUUUACGGAGAAGAGAGAUCUAAGUGGUGUGCGUCGGACGUUGCAGAAGAUGAAACAGAAUGAUUUGGAGCUUGGAGUGGAUGGGUUGAACGCGUGCAUUUGGGCUUAUGGGUACAACACCAAAUUGGAUAUGUCGUUGAUGAUCUAUCGCGCUCUGCGAUACAACACACUGCCCCCAGGAAAGCAGGCUUUGGAGAAUAUCCAGCCUAUUUUGCUUACAUUGCAAGACGAAUACAUAGUUGUGGAACCUGGCAUGGUACCGAAUGAGGUCACUUAUACUGCCCUCAUCCAGAUAAUGGCUUACCAUGGCCAAUUUGUACCGGCAAUCAAGAUCUUCGUCGACUUGCUCUCAACCAACAAUGUUGAAUAUGGUGCACCCCUUGAAUCUCUCCAAUCGGAUGCUGGAAAAUCUCGCCCUUUACCAUACACCCCUACUAUCGCCAUCUAUCGAGCUAUAUUCCUGGGCUUUUCAAAACAUGGCAAACAUCCAAGCUUGGUACGGGAUCCCGAUGAGCUGGAUUGGACACUGAAGAACCUGUUCGAACUCUUCAACCGCUUCCUCACCAUGCCCAAAGACACCCACCUCACACAUUCAGUCGUUUAUAUCAUCAUCACCGCCUUUGUCCAGACUUCAGGGGGCGACAUGGAUAUCGUUCGACAGGCAUGGACCGCCCUCGACGAGAGAUUUGGAAUCGUUUUCCACAAAGAGCACUCUCAGUCUCGGUUGAUGAAAAUAAAGCAACAACUUUUCCCCGACGCACCUCAAAAAUGA